Gadus macrocephalus (Pacific cod) is the source of this 1420-nucleotide messenger RNA. RefSeq lists its product as uncharacterized. Bases 273 to 1346 code for a protein of 357 amino acids. The transcript has 2 exons. The record is from RefSeq and is a predicted model, not a curated record. NCBI's taxonomy places the organism in Eukaryota, Metazoa, Chordata, Actinopteri, Gadiformes, Gadidae.
CCACACAACCCUAAAACUACAAACCCAAUAUAGGUUAUCAUUUUCGCAGUAUAAUAAUCUGCUCUUACUUGCUCUUACUUUACAUAUUAUGCAAAGUCAAGUUUUCUUUAUUUAACAAAGCUGUAUGGAUUCCCCUUAUCAAUAACAGUUGGUAAUUAGUUAACUUAUAUUAGGACAUUUCCAUGUUAUGCCUGCCUGCUAUCUAACGAGACAAUCCAGUGAAACAACUUUAAAUAAUGACUCAAAAUAUGUUUUGGUGAAGUUUAGGUAUUAUGUUAGACAUGGUUAGUUUAGGUGUUAGGUUAGAGAUGGUUAGUUUAGAUAUUAUGUUAGACAUGGUUAGUUUAGGUACUGUGUUAGAGAUGGUUAGUUUAGGUGUUAGGUUAGAGAUGGUUAGUUUAGGUAUUAUGUUAGACAUGGUUAGUUUAGGUACUGUGUUAGAGAUGGUUAGUUUAGGUGUUAGGUUAGAGAUGGUUAGUUUAGGUGUUAGGUUAGAGAUGGUUAGUUUAGGUAUUAGGUUAGAGAUGGUUAGUUUUGAUGUUAGGUUAGAGAUGGUUAGUUUAGGUAUUAUGUUAGACAUGGUUAGUUUAGGUACUGUGUUAGAGAUGGUUAGUUUAGGUGUUAGGUUAGAGAUGGUUAGUUUAGGUGUUAGGUUAGAGAUGGUUAGAUUAGGUAUUAUGUUAGACAUGGUUAGAUUAGGUAUUAUGUUAGACAUGGUUAGUUUAGGUAUUAGGUUAGAGAUGGUUAGUUUAGGUAUUAGGUUAGAGAUGGUUAGUUUAGGUGUUAGGUUAGCGAUGGUUAGAUUAGGUGUUAGGUUAGAGAUGGUUAGUUUAGGUGUUAGGUUAGAGAUGGUUAGUUUAGGUAUUAUGUUAGACAUGGUUAGUUUAGGUACUGUGUUAGAGAUGGUUAGUUUAGGUGUUAGGUUAGAGAUGGUUAGAUUAGGUGUUAGGUUAGAGAUGGUUAGUUUAGGUGUUAGGUUAGAGAUGGUUAGUUUAGGUAUUAUGUUAGACAUGGUUAGUUUAGGUACUGUGUUAGAGAUGGUUAGUUUAGGUGUUAGGUUAGAGAUGGUUAGUUUAGGUAUUAUGUUAGACAUGGUUAGUUUAGGUAUUAGGUUAGAGAUGGUUAGUUUAGGUAUUAGGUUAGAGAUGGUUAGUUUAGGUGUUAGGUUAGCGAUGGUUAGAUUAGGUGUUAGGUUAGAGAUGGUUAGUUUAGGUGUUAGGUUAGAGAUGGUUAGUUUAGGUGUUCGGUCAGAGAUGUUUAGUUUAGGUGCUAUGUUAGAGAUGGUUAGUUUAGGUGUUAGGUUAGAGAUGGUUAGUUUAGGUAUAGGUUUUGGUAAUGGUAGUUGAAGGUCUUGGACUUAGUGCUAGAGGUCAGGGAGGUCGCCCCUUACCCCCCCCCCCCCAAUAGCAGCUGGCUUGCU